UGCAACGUGAUUAUGCAGGCUACCGCUUGUGGAUCUCUACUGAUACAGCAAGUUCUUUUCUGAGGUCAAGGUAUUUGCAGUAAUAUGGAGUACUCAAGCAUGAAGAAUAAAUCCACCAAGAAAAAAGUAGCAAUAGUAGGAGGCGGAUUGGUUGGUGGCUUAAAUGCAUGUUUCCUUGCAAAAAGAGGAUUUGAGGUUGCAGUGUUUGAAUCUAGAGAAGAUAUCCGCAGUGCCAAAAUAGUAAAGGGCAGGAGCAUAAAUCUUGCCCUCUCUCAUCGGGGACGCCAAGCUUUAAAACAUGUUGGAAUGGAAGACAAGAUUGUUUCCAAGGGCAUCCCGAUGCAUGCUCGUAUGAUCCACAAUGUGAAUGGAAAACGUUCUCCCAUACCUUAUGGAAAGAAAGGCCAGUACAUCCUUUCUGUAGGUAGAGCCAACCUCAAUAAGGAGCUGCUAACAGCGGCUGAAACAUAUCCAAACACACAACUGAACUUUAACCAUAAACUGCUUGACUGGAGUCCAGAAACAGGGACCAUGACCUUUCUUGGGUGUGAUGGUGCUGAAAAGGAGAUCCAGGCAGAUCUCAUAGUGGGCUGCGACGGUGCCUUCUCUGCCACAAGAAAGCAGUUUUUACGUCGCAGUCGCUUUGAUUACAGCCAGACCUACAUCCCACAUGGAUACCUUGAGCUCACUAUGCCUCCAAGAAAUGGUGAUUUUGCAAUGGAGCCCAAUUUUCUUCAUAUCUGGCCUAGGAACACAUUUAUGAUGAUUGCUCUCCCAAACAUGGACAAGACCUUCACCUGCACCCUCUUCAUGCCAUUUGAGGAGUUUGAGAAGAUUACCACAGAGGAUGAGCUGCUGAACUUCUUUCAGAAAUACUUUCCAGAUUCCAUCCCACUCUUAGGAGUUGAUGCUCUAAAGAGGGAUUUUUUCCAACUGCCUGCUCAGGCCAUGGUGUCAGUGAAGUGCUCUCCUUAUCAUUUGAACGACAAAUGUGUUUUAAUGGGGGACGCUGCUCAUGCUGUGGUGCCAUUUUAUGGCCAGGGCAUGAAUGCAGGCUUUGAAGACUGCCUUGUUUUCGAUGAGAUUCUGGAUCAGUUAAAUGAAGAUCUUUCUGCUGUUCUCCCGGAGUACACACGAGUUCGUGUACCUGAUGACCACGCCAUAGCUGAUUUGGCUAUGUACAAUUAUGUAGAGAUGCGAGCACAUGUAAACUCCAAGUACUUCCUGUUCCGUAAAUAUCUGGACAAUGCACUACAUUUUAUAAUGCCAAGAACAAUAAUCCCAUUAUACACAAUGGUCACCUUCACACGAACACGCUACCAUCAAGCAGUGAUCCAUUGGAAAUGGCAGAACAAGGCGAUAACUCAGGGCCUGUUGCUUUGGGGGACAGUGUCCACAGUGGGAGCGACUUAUUUGCUAAUAAGAUACUUUCCCAAAAAGCCCAGCAUCACUGUGGAGCAGCUAUGGAGCAAACUUCUAGCUCUUAACUGGUUCCAAAACUAAGAUUUUCCCAAGAGAACCUUGAAGAUAUUUUAAGAUGUCUCCAUCAUCCUCCAUACUUUUUUGCCCAUCCAUAAUUCCAAUGAAUACUUUCAGAUCCUGUGAUCUCCUUAACCUCAUUAAAAUUUAAUUUCAGCAAA
Molecule: messenger RNA, 1640 nt
Organism: Tachysurus fulvidraco (yellow catfish)
Lineage: Eukaryota; Metazoa; Chordata; Actinopteri; Siluriformes; Bagridae
Product: kynurenine 3-monooxygenase
Exons: 16
Coding region: 85-1503 (472 amino acids)
Biological process (GO): NAD+ metabolic process; L-tryptophan catabolic process; quinolinate biosynthetic process
Cellular component (GO): mitochondrial outer membrane
Molecular function (GO): FAD binding; NAD(P)H oxidase H2O2-forming activity; kynurenine 3-monooxygenase activity
Source: RefSeq, a predicted model, not a curated record